AUGUCAGCGAAACUUUUACAUUCAAUCAUUGUUAAUUACACUUUAAAUGAUAAUAAUAUUGAUUCUUUUAUACCUUUUAUACUUGAAACAAUAACCCAUCAUCAAUUAUUAAACACAAAUAAUAAAGCAUCACCACAACAGGAUUCAAAUUCUAUAGAUCAACAACAAAUACCAUUUCAUAAAUGGUGUACACGCAUCGAUUCAUUAUUACAAUCUAAAGUUAGUGGUGCUAGAUGGGCUGGAGUUUGUUUUAUAAAAAUUUCUAUUGAACAAUCGGAAUAUCUAUUUACUCAGAAUUUGCAGACAUGGUCUUCUACUUUGUUAACUUUACUCACGGUUAUAUUAUCUAUAAUGUUUGGAAGAACAACUGAUAAACCUGAACUUCAACGAGAAGUAACUUUACAAUUACUUCCACGCUUUAAUAAUAUUUUAUUACAACUUUCGACGAAUAAAGAACUAUUGCCAACGAUAUUUGAUUCAUUAUCUCAAUCAGGUUCCCAAUUUCCAAAUAUGUUUCGUCCAGUAUUUGAAAAUGUACAAAAAUUAUGUUUGGGAGUUUUAGAUGGGACAUAUGAUUACGAAUCAUGUAUUGUUAAAUCCGCGGUUAAUUGUUUUGCGAGUAUUACGAAUGCCACAACAAAUAAGCCCGAUCAAUGGAAAUCAACUAUGUUAAGGAUAAUUGGAUCAAUAAAUUUGAUAUUAGAUCGAUUGUUUGAUACGAUUGAAGAAGAAGAAAAAGGAGGAGGUGGAGGAGGGAGUAGAGAAAAGGAUUCAGCAUCAAAGAAAUUAUCAUAUUUUGAGUUUCCUCCCGUUACCGACGAUUAUAUCAGUAACUUUCCUAUUUUAUUUUCAAGAUUUCAAUGUUUAUGUGAAUGCAUUGUCUCCUUAAUAAGUUCUCCCACAACUUCUCCUGUUCAAAUUCCAUUGAAUAGAAUUUUUGGUCUUCUUUGUAGAAUAUAUAAUGUUUUUGAUAUUUCUUUAAGUGCAGAAAAUAAAGAUAAAAAUGAAUUCACUACUUUAAUGUUAGGGAUUUCAUCAUUAUACUUUCAUAGUAACAAAGUUCUUUCAAGUCUGAUUAUUAACCAGAAGCCAAAAUAUAAUGUUGAAAAUUUUUCCGAAAAGAGAAGUGGAAAAAAGAAAAGACAACAAAUUACAAAUUCAGAUUUACUUAUUAAUUCAGGAAUCCAAAUUUUUUGUUAUACAAAUGUUGAUGUACAAUUGGCUUCUUUAGAAACAUUAAAAAAUCUUUUAUCAAAUUGCGGUUCUUCAAUACCUGCUAAUGUUCGCAUAAGCAUUGACGAUAUUAUUCUUUCUCGAAUUUUAACUCCAAUAUCAAACCCUCCUACUUCAAAUUUUACUUCUUAUUCUCUAAAGGGAGGUAAAAAAGAUAUUGAGGAUGAUAUUCGAUUAAAGUUAUACGAAUGUUUACUUGCUUCAGUAAUAUCACCUUCAGAAUAUCAACCUACCAUUCUUCCUCAUGCAUUACGAGUAUUUUCCUCUGGUUUAAAUGUACGAUCUCAUAAAUUACAGUCAUUUAGUUCACAUGCUCUAUCAAUUUGUGAUCUCAUAUUUCACAGUCGAUUACCACCACUUAAAAGAUCAGUUUCAAAUUUAGUAUCCUCUCAGCAAUACAACAGUUUUUCAAAUAAACAGGAAGAUACUGUUAAUAUUGACAAAAAUAUUAACGAAAAUAUUCACGAAAAUAUUAAUGAAAAUAUUGACAAAAAUAUUGACGAAAAUAUUGACAAAAAUGUUGUUGAAAAUAUUAACAAAAACAUUGACAAAAAUAUUGACAAAAAUAUUGACAAAAAUAUUGACGAAAAUAUUAACAAAAACAUUGACGAAAAUAUUAACGAAAACAUUGACGAAAAUAUUGACAAAAACAUUGACGAAAAUAUUAACGAAAAUAUUGACGAAAAUUCAAAGAAAAGACCAUUUUCAAUUGAUGCAACGGAUAAAGGAGAUUUAAUUUAUGAAGAUCACAAUCGUGCAUUUAAAUAUUUCAGAAUUAAUGAUGAUAACAUUGAUUCUGAUGAUGACACAGAACUUCCAGAAAUUAUUCCAGAAGGUCCAGAUUCGGAUUAUGAGAGUUCAAUAGAAUAA
Molecule: messenger RNA, 2103 nt
Organism: Diversispora eburnea
Lineage: Eukaryota; Fungi; Glomeromycota; Glomeromycetes; Diversisporales; Diversisporaceae
Source: the annotation of a GenBank genome assembly